Molecule: messenger RNA, 5583 nt
Organism: Coregonus clupeaformis (lake whitefish)
Lineage: Eukaryota; Metazoa; Chordata; Actinopteri; Salmoniformes; Salmonidae
Product: serine/arginine repetitive matrix protein 2
Exons: 17
Coding region: 129-4628 (1499 amino acids)
Source: RefSeq, a predicted model, not a curated record
GACGUCAUACUUUUACCUCGGUUUUUUGGCGGGUGGGGAGUUCCUAGUUAUGUUAAAAGCGCCAUGGUAGCCUGAUGGAAAACAAAUACUUAGCGAAUUUAGUUUAACGGGUAACUUGUUCUGUCAUAAUGAAACAAAUACAAUCUAAAGGAAAUGGGAGAUCAAUUGCAGACUACUUCUCUACGAAAAGCAGUACUGGUGAAUUCAAAGACAUCAUCCCUCUGGGGUCUCCUCGUCCCAAACCUUCUCCGGCCCCCUCCUCCCUCCAGGAGACCCCAAUGAAACCCUCUCAGCCCCCAGGACGCCUCUCCAACCCCAACACCUACCCCCUGCCCAAACGGGUGCUACCCUUGACCAGCCACGAACUGGACAAACUCAGGGCGAAGCCCGUUCCUGGCCUGCCUCCUCACCCUCCCCACCCACCAGGGUUGCACCACCGAGCCUCUGGGGGUGGAGGUGGGGGUGAAGCCAAGGAUGGCCCAGCCAACUUUACAAACACCCUAACCAGGAAGAUCCAGCAUUCCCACAGACCCCAGACCCCCCACAGCCCUGUGACCCCUAACCCCUCUAGGGGCACGACCUUUAACCCUAGAGGUGGUAUGGGAAGGGACAACCCCCUGUCGCCCCCCUCUAUCCCCCCAUGCAGAGUCAGUGCCCCCAGCAGAAGGAGGGACUAUGGAGCGGCGCCGAGGGAAGACAUGAACAAGAACCUCAAGGUUGGAUCCAGUGAUAUUGGGAGCUCUAGACCUCUGUUCCCUGCUGCCCAGACGCGCAGGCUCUCUGUGCCCCCAACCGUUACCUCCAGACCGGGGCAGAGCAGUCAGCCGCAACCCUCCCCUUACAUGGACCCCCGGAGCCCGGAGAGCAGCCCAGCAGAGCGCAGGCACCACUUCUCCCAGAAGCUCUCGCAGUCUCUCCAGUCUAUCCGCCAGUACAAAGUAGGAGGAGACGGGAAGGAGAGUACAAUGAGGAAUGGUGGUCCACUGUCACCGACCACGCGCAUCCCUGUCACUCCACAGCAGAGUCGUGGUUCCCUGGAUCACAGAGGAACCACACCCUCUAACGAGCGGUUCACUCCAGGAGGCACCAGAUCCCUGUCUCUGAAGAGACUCAGACACCCAGACUUGGAGGGGAGAAACAGAGGAAUAGCAGAGUACAUGGCUAAUAAGAGACUGCGUCCAGGGGACUAUAUCCCAGGCCCUAUCAGUACCAGUCACCCAUCCUAUGGAACAGCCAGUUCUAAGAUGUCCCCCAGCCCCAACCCAUCCUACCUGAAGAAAGUCUUCAUGAAGAACAGUCUGAGCUCAAGUCCUACUCUAAGGUUGAAGGAGAGACUCACCCCUAAGAAGACAGAGGAAGGGAUGGAGAGUGGGAGUAGGACUGUCCCUACCUAUCCACUCUCCACACCCAAGCCUGCGAGGCAGCGCUGCACCGGCCAUGGACAGACGCCAUGCUGCAAUAGUGUGAGGGAGAACGGCAACCCUCAGGCUGGAUACAGGAGAAUUGAUCACCAAUCUGGCAACACUCAAUCUUUUUACAGUGGUAGUAAUCCCCAAACUGGCAACCACUACAGCCAAUCUGGCAACCCAGCCAACCUGCCAGUCACAAUCCCUAGUAGAGGAGAAUGCAGCAGAGAUAAAGAGGCCAGAGAGCGAGAGAGUAGAGGAGGAGAACCGACAGGUCGCCCCGACGGGAGAACUCCCAAAAGUUCCUCGAAGUCUCAGAGCUCGGACUCGAGCUGCCCUAGUUUUCGGCGCCGUCACGCAUUGGAAAAGAACCGACACGUCUCUGUCCCCCGGAGAACGAGUGCCUUGCCAGAUGACCUGAAUGACCUUUUCACCCCUGACCCCAUAACCUCUAGCCCAUCUAGAGCAGCGAUUACCUUUUCCCCCAGUCCCCAGAGAGGAGACGGUUCGCCCUCUGUACACAACAAGGUUCCUCUGUCUGUUGUGUUGGCUACUGUCAGUAGUGCUACUAUGGGACCGGGGUCCCCCUCUUUAACAAGCCCAAGAGAAAUCCCCCCAAAAUCCCUCUCACAGCGAAUCCUGUGUCCCAAGAUCUCUCCCUGUACGGACACUGCAAUGGACCCCUGUAAGCUACUCCUGGACCCCAAAAUCUACUCCUCCUUUGUAAGGCUGGAGAUGGGCAGGAAUGACUUGACUAAACUAGAGACUGGCUUGUAUAGAGCCAUCACCAGCACUCCUUCUUCCUCAGGGAAGCCCUCGUCCUGUAAGGAGGAGUCUGUUAAGAUGGAGGAUGUCGCCUCAGGACUGAAAACGAGAUCUCCUGGUAUUGCUUUAGCAGGGUUGGAGUCACCUAUGGAUGAGGAUGAGAAUUCCUACCUCAAGACUGAGUCCUCCGUCCUGAAAACUAUCCCCCUCUCAGCCUCUGCAAAGUCCUCAUCCUCGUGUAAUGACAAGUCGUUUAGCAUGGAGACGGCAGACCUCAAAAUCAGUCCCACCUCACCCCUGGACCAACAUGGACAAGGAAAGGAGGGUGAAGAGAGGAAGGAAGGAGACCAGAAGUUCCAUAAGAGUUUAUUGUUUUUUGAGGAAGGAGAAGAAAGAAGCAAGAAGGAAAAUUCCCAGAAGAGUCUGCCAUUUCUGGAGGAGGACCCUCUGGAUGUGGAGCUGGGCCUAGGCCUCGACCUGAGCCUGGGGCUAGAGUUGGCGCUAUCCCAGACCAGCAGCAGCAGUGACGAGGACCAGCUGCCGUCCCUGCAGCAGAUCCUGGACCUUACCGCCCGGCCCCCAGACACCCCAGAAAAAGGAACCUUCCCUGCUCCCAGCAGCCCCGUUGGGCUCCGACACCACAGCCAGCCACCUUCGUCAUCUAAAGCCAAACCCACGAGUUACAGGAACAACCUGGAUGAGAUGCUGAAGGAAAAGGAGACCAUUCAAAGGUCUAAGGAGAUGGAGGCCAAGCUGCGUCUCUCCUGUAAGGAGAACCUGCUGAGACUGGCGGAGGAGGAGGAGGAGGAGGAGAACAUAGAGGCAAUCUCCCAGCAGCAAAAGGAGUUCCUGCAGCGUUUCUCAGUGUUGUCUAGUGCCAUCCAGGACCUGCACUCCGGCGAAGCGGUGUUCAGCCUGGACAACUUUGGCCGUCUCUUCAGCCAACACACACUGCAGCUGAGACACUGUAACGUCACCCCGUGUGACACCACACAGAAAACAAUCCUCUGGUCAUCUCCAGACCAGUUCAGGACCCAGGUCAGUUCCCAGCUGUUCCAGAGAGCCUACCGCUCCUCCCCCUGCCCUCCCCAGGUGGCCCGCUGGCUCUUCCAGAUGAUGUCAGUCCACUCGGACAAGCUGACCUGUCAUCAGGUCCUUAAGGCCCUUGGAGAUAUUGCCUGCUCUGCUGCUGAACACAUGGUGCUGAAUAAGAGUGAGAGGUAUGAGGUGUGGGUGCCCAGUGUUGGAGACGUGACCCUGGUCUUCAUGAACAUGGGGGUUCCCUUUGUCACACUGUUCCCCCUGGAGAACCUACAACCCCCCUUCACUGAGGGAGACCUGAUAGAGGGCAUCCAGAUCAGCACAGAGAGCCUGUCCAGUAAGAAGCUCAGAACUUUCCCUGAACACAACUUUGACAACGUCAUCAAGUACAUGUGUCAUUGUACGUCGUUGUGCCCGCGGGCCUACAGUGACAGAGACCUGCUGUUACUCCUGACGGUGGUGAGCAGAGUGGGCCUGGACACGCAGCUCACCCUCCAGCCUACCGAGCACCUCCGCUCCCUACUGCACAACCUGGUCAACAGCAUCAGGGACUUGGACAGCAUGCUGCCCAGGAUCUGCAUGUCGCUGGUCGACCUGACUGAGGACCACCACAACCUGCGCUGGCUGGUCGAGCUCCUGCCAGACAGCAUGCGUGGCAAGCAACUCAGGAGACACAUCAGUGUGUCGGCCAUCUCCAAGCUACUGAACAAGAAAUGCACUUACAUUCCCUCCAACACAGAGUUCCAGCUGUCAGACCUGCGUCCCUACCUCUCCCGAAUGCGGCCCUCCUCACUCCUCCGGGGCCUGGCCACCUCCUGCUCCAGGAGGAGUCCCCACCCACACAGAGAGCGGGAGGGGGAGGAAGAAGAGGAGGACUGUGCCUCCCUGGACCAGCAGGUCAACAAAGGUUUAUUUACCAGGGCCUACUACCUCUGCUACAGCCUCCUGGCCCUGGCCAACGAAGCCACCAACUUUGAGUUCUUCCCUUCGGAGCAAAAGAACCAGUUGUUGUUGCUAAGUGCUGAGCUGGAGAAACACAUCAAAAGUGACAUCAGGGAGAGUGAGAAGAUGCUGUACAGGAGCAAGGUGAAGGACUUUGUGGCCAGGAUCUACACCAAGUGGCAGGUGCUGGUCCAUAGAACCAGGCCUCUCCAGGGUAAACUGUAUGACUACUGGCAGCCUCUGCCUGAGGAUGCUGUGAGCAGCAGCCAGGAGAGCCAACACUCCCACAGGGAGAGAGAAGUGGCGGAAGAGAGAGGGGAAAGGGUCAUGGAGGUGGAAGGAGAAGAGGAUGAGGGGGACGAGGUAGGACAAGACGGAGAGGGACAAGACAAGGAGGAGAGGACACCAGAAAAGCACUAUGCCAUGGAGGAAGCUGAGGAACGAAAGGACAUUCAGGGAGAGGAGGAAGACUAACUUCUAAAGAUGGAUGAGGUGGAUGAGAUGGAGGAGAUGGAGGAGGUGGAUGAGAUGGAUGAGGUGGAGGAGGUGGAACUUACGCUAGAGGAGUCAGAUGAGGAACCAAAUAUGGAGACAUGGAGGCAGAACAAACAGAAGUAGAGACGGAGGAGAGGGUCACAGAAAAGAGGGAAGCAGCGGUGGAGGAGAGAAGGAAAGAACAGACGGAAGGGAGAGAGUGAGGAGAGAGGCAAUUUAUAGAAAGAUUCAGAGAUGGAGGAAAGAGGUGGAGAAUCAAGGCAGGCAGAGAGAAGAACAGAAGGAAGAGACUGGGAGAGGCACAGAACAGAAGGAAGAGACUGAGAGAGGAACAGAAGGAAGAGACUGGGAGAUGCACAGAACAGAAGGAAGAGACUGGGAGAGGCACAGAACAGAAGGAAGAGACUGGGAGAGGCACAGAACAGAAGGAAGAGACCGGGAGAGGCACAGAAAGGAGGGAUGAAGAUUAUAUGAAGGAAUGAGGCAGAGAGAAGCCAGAGAAGAACACUGCAAUGGAAGAUAACCUGGCUGCAUCCAUAUAGAAUUGUGCAUGUCUAGACCAACUGCCUGUCUUCUAGACUCUGGACCAAAGUUGCAUCCAAAAUGGCACCCCGGCCUAUUCCCUGUGUAGUGCAUUAUAUAGGGAACAGGGUGCCAUUUGGGAUGCAACUGUGUCUACGUGUUCCACUUUCUCAGGUAAAGUGAACAAACGUAACGUGAUUUCUUUCAGGCACUUUGUUGAACAAUGCAGAAGAUGAAUCCUAGUAGGAUUGACCUACAUAUAUAUAUUAAACUGUUCUGUUGAUUCGUUUUACUAUUUGCACUUGUUUUUUUUUUGUUUUUUUUGUCACAUUUCUGCUGUUGAGUAACUUCUAUUUUCAAAAUACACUUUUUAUUGCAGUUGCAACGUGGUAAAAAUAAACGUAGUUUGUCA